Molecule: messenger RNA, 339 nt
Organism: Protopolystoma xenopodis
Lineage: Eukaryota; Metazoa; Platyhelminthes; Monogenea; Polystomatidea; Polystomatidae
Source: the annotation of a GenBank genome assembly
AUGGCGGAUGAAAUAGUCGUACAACACAUGACCCAACAGCUAGUUGCAGGCACUGGCUCUUCCUUUUGCUAUCCAGAUUCACUUGAUCCAGCUGGAAUUGUCCGAGAUGAUGCUGGCGAACAGUCAAGAGAGUCGGAACGAUUUAUUACUCAAACUUCUGGCGGGCAUGAUCGCCUUUUCAGCGCCCGCACCUUCCUUAAGAGGCGUCCCACUUCAGAAAGACUCAAGGUAAACUGCUAUAUAUUACAUCUGUUUUUAUCUCUUCUUUUACUUGGUCAUGUUACACAUUUUUCUUGUAUACUUAGACGGCUAUUUAUUUUUUUAGUAUAUCAAAUCUAA